Molecule: messenger RNA, 5261 nt
Organism: Diabrotica virgifera virgifera (western corn rootworm)
Lineage: Eukaryota; Metazoa; Arthropoda; Insecta; Coleoptera; Chrysomelidae
Product: cyclic GMP-AMP synthase-like receptor
Exons: 10
Coding region: 210-1505 (431 amino acids)
Source: RefSeq, a predicted model, not a curated record
ACCCGCAGUUCAGUUCCCUCAAAUCGAAAUCUAUUGGAAGUAUGUAAUUCUGUACUUCACUCUUAUCAUUUCAUUUCAUUGUUUUAUCGUAUAUAAGUGUGCAAUAAGCUUAGAUAUUUUUAUAAUAACGUCAGAUAUUAAUUGUUACACAUAUUCGAUUCGAUUGUUUUUGUUCAAAGUGAAUAAUACAAUAGAUACAGCUGUAAAACAUGGUAGAUGCUGAGGAAAAAAAGAGAUACAAUGUGCUGGAAAACGUGCUUAAAGAUAUAAAUCAAAAAUACAUUUCGUUUCCUGAAGAAAUGAGGAAAAGAAACAAUAAAAUUCUUCUUGAGCUUUUGGACGCCUUAAUUCCAAAAAUGAAGGAAAAGAAUACUCUUUUUAAGCAACUGUAUUUCACCACAUUUUUUGGAGGUAGCUUCUAUGAUGGCUUAAGAGUCGGCGCACCAGACGAAUUCGAUUUGGAUUUGCUUAUGACUCUGCCAAAGAUGCUUAACAUAGAUUUAAAUGUUAGUAACAUUCCAGGCUUCGUUCAUGUGAAGAUAACUAACCUUUUAGAACUUUUCAAUCAACCUCACUUAAAGGAACGCUUUAACGGUUUGGAAAAAUUAGUAGAUAACCAACACCAUCUUGAUAAUCUGAAGGUUCGUCAGUGGAUGGAACGUAUAGUGACGCUGACCAUAAACGAUUUUCCCCAAGAGAAGGGCUCCCAUGUCAUAAACAUUAAAAGUGGCAAGUUUUUGGCGAAAUUUAGCAAAGCAGGUCCAGCCUUUACACUGAAAGUAAAUGGACGAGUCGGAAAGGAUAAUGUCGUUUUAGACAUAGACUUGGUACCCUGUUUUAGAUUUGCGCAAGAUAAAUGGCCUAAGAGUCCGUUCAGACCCAAUCCAACUCCAGCAAAGGUAUAUUAUAGACCUAGACUCCGCAAAAAUAAUAACAAUAAACACAGUUCCGUUCGUCCUUAUAUAAUGACUUACACCAGGAGGAGGUCAACCUUCUUCAUUGUGCCCAAACCACAGAAGAACGGAAAUCUGGUAGGCGAACACUAUUGGAGGUUGUCGUUCCAAGAGCAGGAAAGAGAACUAAUUGACAAAAAGCAGUAUUUGAAACCAUCUAUCAAGUUUUUAAAGAAAAUGAGGGAUACCUCUAACCACGCCUGCAUAGCUAGUUACUACCUCAAAACUAUAGCACUGUGGGAAAAGGAGAAAAGACCCGAAGCCUUCUGGUCAAGCUCUUUAAGUUAUGUAUUCAUGACACUCCUAAAAUCCUACUACGAAAGUAUUAAAAAUGGAAAGAUUUUAUAUUACUGGAAUAAAAACAAUAACCUUAUCAAUGGUCCUUCAGCCGCAACAUUAACUAAUGUUGAAAACAGAUUGAAAGCAAUUAUAAAUGACAUUGAUAAAAAUUUGACGGUCGAUCCUAACGUUGUUGCAAAAUAUAUUUUGUCAACAAAAGAACUCAUCUCAUAUCGACGUGAAACUAAAGAAAUAAUUCGAAGCCGACUGUAGAAAAACACUGUGUUUAGCAACAUAAGUUUUUAACACUAAAAUUGGAAAUAACUAAAUAAUUUUCUGAAAAAAAUAGAGUAAAAAUAUUUUAAGAACACUUUGUUCACAUUAAUAUAAAAUAUGGGGUGGUUGUUGAAAAAAAAACAAAACUAGUCACCAAUUUUGAAACUAUAAAGGAAAAUUAUUAGUUUAUAGAAGACGUAGAAUUAUAUUGUCGAAAGGGUUGAAAAUAUGACUGAAUAAUCAUUAAAUCAGUUUAGAUUGUUUUUUUUUGUGAGGGUCAAUUCUCCUUUUGGGGGGUCUUCCUCCUGAUGCAUUUAUGGUACCAAUGUACCACAAACUCUCUGUUGCUUAUUAUGUUACUUAUGUUUAUCCAUGUUUAUGUUUAUCUUUUAACGAUUUUUGUAAAAGCGUCUAGCACUUCUUUAAACUCAUUUGUCCCCCUUUCUUACUGAUCAUAAAAUUAGGUGUUCCAAAGAUGCAUGCCCUCGCAUGUAGCUUCGCUCUUUGGUCAUUGAACUUACAUUUCCUCUCAAUAUAUGCACUAAAUGACCCAUAUACAGUAAGAAAUUGCGUGAAGAAGUAUUUCGUGCUAUUAUAUUUGCAUUCCUGGAUCAGAGUACUUGACCAUGCAGUCCUCCGCUCAUUUACUCACUCUUGUGAGCUAUAUUGUGAUGGUUUCUGUUCUUUAUUCUAUCUUCUUUUGAUUACUUUUGCCGUGGCUCUCUUUUGCCUGCAGAUCUAUUGGUGGUACCCCGGCUAUAACUUAAUAGGGCUUUUCUUUGGACCUUCUCUAAUAUUUGUUGGUACUUUUGUUUGUUCGUCUUGAUGCCACACCUGGGCCUCGUGUAUAUUGGAGUGUACCACUUCUCCAAAAUCCUUUUUUCCAGUAGGUACCUGGGUCUCAUGUAUUUGACAUAAUUAUUGCCAAUGCUGUUGCUCUCUGUUCAGCUUUGUUUGCAACAUAUUUGACGUGUUUGCCAAGUAUCUACUUACUGUUCAACAUAACUCCUAAAUAUUUAACGUGAAGGAUAUGUAAUCUAAGCCUCUAGAUCCUUUUAGUACCAGAGCUUUCUUUUAUACGUAGCAAGUGUCGUCUCUCGGUUUUUCAGCCACGUUUUCAUCCUUUGCAGUGCAGCAUUGGUAGUAUUCAUUAUAAGUUCACUUUCAUUGUGCUUUACUAGAACGACCAGGUCAUCCGCAAAUUAUGUAUUCCCGGUACUAUACCUUUUAACAAGGAUCAAUUGGAAGGAAAGUCUAUUAUAGUGCCAUCGACCGCGAUAAUUACAGCUCCAAUAGCGUAUAUUAAAGUUAGUGCAGUUAAGAAGCUCGUCCUCGAAUCUGUGUCCCACACAGUGUUCAUCAUAUUUUAUGUGGUGUCAACUUGUCGCUGCAUUAACAGAUGGGAUGAAAAGUUCGUAGGCUGACACAUAGAUGGCACUCUUGGUAUUAAAUCCAUAUGAUUUUUAGUCAGCCUUAACCUUCAAAAGAUGCGUAUAUAAAUUUGACAGCUGUCGAACUAUUAGUUUAUGAGAUACAGCCACAUAUUUUGAGUGAAGCAACUUGUCUUAGUUUAAACAAUGGAUAAAAAGGAAUUUCGUGUCUUAAUAGAGCAUUGCUUUUGGGCGAAAAAGAUGCUGUUGAAGUCAAAGCUUGGCUUGAUAAACAUUAUUAUGACUCUGCACCAGGAAAAUCAACCGUUGAGAAAUGGUUUGCUAAGGAUGUUUGGAUGAAAACAUCAAAGAGCCGUAAAGUGAAGUUGUUCGAGAUAGCUGAGACUUCAAAGGAAUGUGUCAACUUCAAAGAUAUCAAAGGAACGUGUUAGAUAUAUUGUGGAUGAAUAUUUAGAUAUUCUGAGAAUAACGAAUGGAUAUUCUGCGAGAAGUGUUUAAAGCUCUUCAAUCGUAAUGAAUCCGAUUUUUUGACCCCAAAGCGUGGAAAGACGCAACAGUUAGCUGGCAAAGUUAUGGCAUCAGUAUUUUGGGAUGCGCAUGGUAUAAUAUUCAUCGACUAUCUUGAAAAGGGAAAAACCAUUAACAGGGACUAUUACAUUGCGUUAUUGGAGAGUUUGAAGGACGAAAUGGCGAAAACAGCUCCAUUUGAAGAAAAAGAAAGUGCUACUUCAUCAAGACAACGGACCGUGUCAAAAAUCAAUAAAAACGAUGGCAAAAUUUCAUGAAUUGGGCUUCGAAUUGCUUCCGCAUCCACCGUAUUCACCAGAUAUGGCUCCCAGCGACUACAACCUGUUCGCUGACCUCAAGAGAAUGUAUUAAGAGGAAAACGAAAAGCCCUAGAUACAAAGUUUACUACCUUUUAAACAAUUAGAAUAAUUGAAAUAAAAUACAGUAAACAAUAUUUUAAAUCCAAGACUUUUCGUUAAUAAACUGCUUUCUGGCUGCAUCCCGUAUCUCCGGAUUUUACAAUAUAUAAUCACAAAGACGACGAAAAUAGGAGAAAGCAAAAAGAACACUAAGGCCACGCAUUUACCUUCUCUUCGUCUAGGAAAAGGACCGAAAGACAGUUUCUAAAUACUCAGAACUGAGUAAAAAUGGAAAAGAUAAAUGCAGAUUUUUGUUUAUAUUCUGUUUAGAUUUGGACCACCAUCACCAUAUAGCCAUUUCAGCAUCCUCAUGCCUCAUCAGUGAAGCUAUGCAGUCACAAAUCUGAAGGAAUACAAACAAUCUGACUUAUUUAAGGGAAACCAUCGCGAAAACAAUGGUUCCACCUCUUGAGACGCAUUCUAGCGACAUCUCUCGUGCUGGAUGCUGAAAUGGCUAUAUGGAGAUUGUGGUCCAAAUCUAAACCGAAUAUAAACAAAAAUCUGCAUUUAUCUUUUCCAUUUUUACUCAGUUCUGAGUAUUUAGAAACUGUCUUUCGGUUCUUUUCCUAGACGAAGAGAAGGUAAAUGCGUGGCCUAAAUGUCUUUUUUGCUUUCUCCUAUUUUCGUCGUCUCUGUGAUUAUAUAUUGUAAAAUCCGGAGAUACAGGAUGCAGCCAUAAAGCAGUUUAUUAACGAAAAGUCUUGGAUUUACAAUAUUGUUUACUGUAUUUUAUUUCAAUUAUUCUAAUUGUUUAAAAGGUAGUAAACUUUGUAUCUAGGGCUUUUCGUUUUCCUCUUAAUACGAGAGAUGUCGCUAGAAUGCGUCUCAAGAGGUGGAACCAUUCUUUUCGCGAUGGUUUCCCUUAAAAUAGUCAGAUUGUUUGUAUUCCUUCGGAUUUGUGACUGCAUAGCUUCACUGAUGAGGCAUGAGGAUGCUGAAAUGGCUAUAGGGAGAUGGUGGUCCAAAUCUGAACCGAAUAUAAACAAAAAUCUGCAUUUAUCUUCUCAAGAGAAUGCUCGCUAGAAAGAAAUUUAGCACCAAUGAAUAGGUAAUCACCGAAACUGAGGCUUAUUUUGAAGCUAAAGACAAAUUGUAUUAUAAAAAUGAUAUUUAAAUGUUGUAUGACCGCCAUAAUCGUUGUAUCUCUCUUGAAGGUAACUAUAUUGAAUAAUAAAAUCAAAAUUUAUCAAAAAAAAUUUCUUUCUAUGUUAGCCUACGAACUUUUCAGUCCAACGAUUAUAUUAAUUUAUUGGUAAUGGAGGUUUUCAUAUUGGAUUUAUUUUUAAUUUUUUCAAAAUUUGAAUAACCAUCAGUUACAUAUUAAACAUUCUUACAAGUUGAUUUAAAUUUUAGUGUCAGCACAGGAACUCAUCGAAUUUAAGAUGUCAAAUAUGAAAGUGAAAGGUUAGGUUGACCAAAAUAAUUCUAUAAGUAAG